Messenger RNA from Colletotrichum costaricense, 762 nucleotides. RefSeq lists its product as uncharacterized. Bases 1 to 762 code for a protein of 253 amino acids. The transcript is spliced from 4 exons. The record is from RefSeq and is a predicted model, not a curated record. Lineage: Eukaryota; Fungi; Ascomycota; Sordariomycetes; Glomerellales; Glomerellaceae.
AUGCUCCGCCAGCGACAAGCCGCCGCAGCAUCCGCCCCCGACCGCCGCUCUCAAAAGGAUCAGAUACCCACCAUGGCGGGCGCGACGACGACGACCCUGGACAAUGAGCGCAGUCCGCUGCUCCCACGCCACGAGGACGACGCACACAGCGAACCGCCAACCGAGGCAGAAGACGACGACGAGCAAGCCACUGAGAGCAUGGCUUGGGCACGACGGAAUCAGUGGAUUGUGCUCGCCGUUGCGAGCGGCGCUUGCGCUGCUUUCAAUGGCGUGUUUGCAAAGUUGACCACAACUGAGCUCACAACGACAAUAUCUCAAGCAAUCUCCAACUUUCUUCAUCUUCAAGAUAUCGAAGGAGCCUUUGAGGUUGUCAUGCGAGCAGUCUUUUUCGGUCUCAACCUCGUCUUCAACGGCAUCAUGUGGACUCUCUUCACAAAAGCACUCGCCAAAGGCCAGUCAACCACGCAGGUGUCCAUCAUGAACACGUCCUCCAACUUUGUCAUCACCGCCAUGCUCGGCUUCGUCAUCUUCUCCGAGUCGCUGCCGCCGCUCUGGUGGGUCGGCGCCGCCAUGCUCGUCGCCGGCAACGUCAUCAUCGGCCGCAAAGAUGAGGAGGCGGACAAGUCUGGCGACUAUGCGCCGGUGCCGCAGCAGCCGGGUCUCGCUCCGGUCCCGCUGGAUGGCGGCGACGAGGACAAGGACUCCGAGGACGAGGAUAUUGUCGAUUUGGGGGACUUGAACUCUGUGGAACAUCGCACUUGA